UGGGGCGCUUAGUUUAACGAACAGCACGGACAUUGUCAUGGCUCUCCUUUUUCUUCUGCAUCCCAUUAACAAACUCAAUUCUCCAUGUCCCAUUGCCUGUCCUUGUGGUCUCUUAGAGUUGCUCUGUUUGUUCCAAAUCGAAAAUGAACUAUUACCUGAACCACCUCUACCGCUUCUCGAAAUCGUUGAUUUACGAUGAGCAAAAGUUUUUCUGGAAGCGAAUUCAUGAUCCAAAUGGCGAGUUCGUUGCUAGAUGGAACCACAUUUUCUUAUUCUUUGCCUUCGUCGGUCUCUUUGUGGAUCCUCUGUUUUUGUUGCUUCCAAUUAUUAGAGAGACCUGUAUGAGUACGGACAAUGUAUUGGGAUACACCAUUCUAAUCUUUCGUUCUAUGGUUGAUUGCGUUGCCUUUUUCCAGAUUUACUUGAAGUUCCGUACUGCUUUUGUUUCUAAGAAAACACGCGUUUUUGGUAAGGGUGAGCUGGUCAUGAAUGAACGCAAAAUUGCUUUUCGUUACAUGAAAAGUGACUUUGGCAUUGAUCUUGCUGCUGCCCUUCCACUCCCGCAAAUUGUUAUUUGGUUUAUAAUGCCAUUGAACGGCUCAUCCGCCACUCAUGCUAAUCAUGCUAUCACUUUGAUUAUUAUGAUUCAGUAUGUGCCGAGAUUGUGCGUCAUUUUCCCCUUAAAUGCAAAGAUUAUUAGAAAUACAGGUGUUGUGGCGAAGACAGCUUGGUCUGGUGCCGCAUACAAUCUCCUCUUGUAUUUGCUAGCAAGUCAUGUUUUAGGAUCUAUAUGGUAUCUUAUGGCUAUCGAGAGGCACUUUUCAUGCUGGAAGGAUGAGUGCGCAAAGAAGCCGAAGGAUUCUCCAGAUUGUAAUAAAGAUUACCUUGAUUGCUCAUCACUUAGCAAACGUCGGCGUGAGCAGUGGGCUGAAUCCACUGUGGUAUUCAAGAAAUGUGAUGCUUCUGAUGACGAAAUAAGCUUUCAGUUUGGAAUGUUUGGUGAUGCAAGUUCUCAGCAAGUUACAUCUGCUGGCAUCGUUGAUCGAUACUUUUACUGCCUAUGGUGGGGUUUAAAGAGCCUAUGUUCAUAUGGACAAAGUAUUACUACAAGCGUAAACAUUGUCGAGACACUCUUUUCCAGUCUUAUUUGUCUUCUGGGUUUGGUCUUCUUUGCACUGUUGAUAGGCAACAUGCAGAGCUAUCUACAAUCCAUGACAGCAAGACUUGAAGAAUGGAGAGUUAGAAGAAGGGACACUGAGGAGUGGAUGAGGCACCGUCAGCUGCCUGAAGAUCUGCAGGAUCGUGUUCGUCGAUUUGUUCAGUAUAAAUGGUUAGCUACAAGAGGUGUAGAAGAGGGAAAAAUUUUGCUUUCGUUACCCUUGGAUUUAAGGCGUCAGAUUCAGAGGCACCUCUGCCUGGCACUUGUUCGUCGUGUCCCUUUCUUCUCCCAGAUGGAUGAUCAGCUCUUGGAUGCAAUAUGCGAAUGCCUUGUUUUAUCAUUGAACACGAGAGACACGUAUAUUGUUCGGGAAGGAGAUCCAGUAAAUGAGAUGCUUUUCAUAAUUAGAGGCCAACUUGAGAGUUCAACAACUAAUGGAGGAAGGUCAGGGUUCUUCAACACCACUACACUAAAUCCCGGUGAUUUUUGUGGUGAAGAAUUGCUAACGUGGGCCUUGGUGCCUAAUCCAAAUCUUAAUCUUCCAUCUUCAACUCGAACAGUGAAAUGCCUUACAGAAGUUGAAGCAUUUGCACUUAGAGCUGAAAAGCUCAAGUUUGUUGCAAACCAGUUCAGACGCCUCCAUAGUAAGAAACUACAACAUGCAUUCCGGUACUACUCACACCAAUGGAGGACAUGGGGAGCUUGCUACAUACAAGCUGCAUGGAGACGCUAUAGGAGGAAAACGCUAGCAGAGGAAUUGUCAAGAGAAGAGGGCUUGUACUACGGGGGAGGGAUGGACCAAGAUGAUGGUUAUGGUCACCAAUAUCCAGAAGCUGGUUUUGACGGUGGAAAUGCUCCCGGUCAUGCAACAGAAAGCAGUUUUCAGCAACUUGGAGCUACAAUAUUGGCAUCAAGAUUUGCUGCUAAUACCAGAAGAGCCAAGGUGACACGAGUGGACACUGAUGAAUCCAGCUUAAGUAUGCCUAAACUUUUUAAGCCUGACGAGCCUGAUUUUUCUGAAGAUCGAUCCUAGUCGUUGAAGAGUCUGUUCUUGAUUUUGGGUUGACGUUAGAGUUAGCAGGAAGGUUGCUUGUUGACUUGUUGUCCUGUUACUUGUUCACAUAACUACUUCACAAAUGUAAAUUGUCUGCUAGCUUUAACCCCCGGGUAAAUCCUCUUACUAGUGACCAACUACACCCUAAUAUUAUUUGAUAAUCCAAGAUGUUUUUUGUA
Messenger RNA from Capsicum annuum, 2392 nucleotides. Its product is annotated as probable cyclic nucleotide-gated ion channel 16. The record is from RefSeq and is a predicted model, not a curated record. The coding region runs from base 144 to 2192 and encodes 682 amino acids. The transcript is spliced from 6 exons. Gene Ontology annotation, cellular component: membrane. Gene Ontology annotation, biological process: monoatomic ion transport; transmembrane transport. Lineage: Eukaryota; Viridiplantae; Streptophyta; Magnoliopsida; Solanales; Solanaceae. Gene Ontology annotation, molecular function: monoatomic ion channel activity.